Lolium rigidum is the source of this 2859-nucleotide messenger RNA. Its product is annotated as probable ubiquitin-conjugating enzyme E2 23. Bases 1 to 2859 code for a protein of 952 amino acids. The record is from RefSeq and is a predicted model, not a curated record. NCBI's taxonomy places the organism in Eukaryota, Viridiplantae, Streptophyta, Magnoliopsida, Poales, Poaceae. The transcript is spliced from 5 exons.
AUGGACGUCGUCGCCGCGGCAUCACCAAAUAUUUACUUGCAAGACCUGGUGAGUUUUGGGCGCGGGAUCCUCCGCCAAGGGAUAGUCAUCCAAGACGCUACGGUGAAGAACAGCUCUCUCCCCGUCGAUACCUUCGAGAUUCUCCUCAUCGACAACUCUGUCGUGUAUAAGAACGCUCGGGACAUCAGGGUGCUCGACAGAAGCCACCUGUACCCCGGUCAGGUGGUCGGGUCGGCAUGCGACAUCACCGGCCAAAUCGGUGUCGUCACCGGUGUCACCACCCUGCUGGACCUGGCCGAGGUUGAUAACCGGGGCAUGGCGACCGGCAUCAUCAAGGGUGUGUCCCCGUCUAGCCUGCGGCGAGUCAGAAGCCUCAAUCUUGGGGACUUCGUCGUGUCCGGGCCGUGGCUCGGCCGAGUUGUCGAGGUGUCUAUCGAUGUCGAUAUCUUGUUCGACGAUGGCGCUGUCUGCAGGGUUAACGACGCAAAGUCCAAAAUGCUACGGAGACUGGAUGACACCGACAACCGAUACCGCAUUCAAAUGAACUGUGACUUCUACCCAGGGCUGAGUGUCACCGGGGGAAACCCUCGUUCCCUCUUCAAAACGGCACGGUGGCUUAAUGGCUACUGGAAUCACCGUCGCGACGUAGGCACCGUCCUCAAGGUGGAUACAUCCGGCGUUCUCGUCUACUGGAUUGCGUCGAUGCAUUGUGGCACGGACAAGGAGCUCAUCGAGGCAUCCGCUCCGCCAGCGUACCAGCACCCUGAUGACCUGACCUUCUUCUGCGCCGCGUGCAUUUGCAGCUGGGGGGUAGCUGACCAUUGCUUCUUUAGAGCCCCUAGUUCCACCAAAACCAACAAUGAUAAUGGCAAUCUGGCUUGUGCUCACGAUCAAGAGGAAGAGGAAGGGGAAGAGGAAGAGGAAGAGGAAGAGGAAGAGGAAGAGGAACACCAAUGCUCUGAAAGCAACCAGGGUGUAAUUUAUGCUGAACAAGAACCAAUUGCUCAUACAGUACCGCCAAUGCCCACGAAGCAGAAUGAUGUGAUAUUUUAUCGGAAGCGGUUGAGGAAGGUCUUCUUCAAGGGGCACAGACCGGAGCGACACCGACAAAUAAGGAGGCUUGUGGAGGUGGAGUUUCCCAUGACCGUCGCUAGCACCGUCACCUCUGUCGACGUGCUAUGGCAGGAUGGCACCCUGCAGCACGGCAUACCUUCAGCGACCCUCGUCCCCUUUGGUACGGUGAAUGAGCAAGAGUUCUUACCAGGACAACACGUCAUUGAGAACGGUCUUUCUUUCGAUACUGCCACUGAUACUAAUGGCGAGUAUAAUGACGCGACAAGGCGUGUGGGCAUAGUCAGGAGCCUAGAUUGCAAGGACCAAACGGUGUGUGUGUCAUGGUUCAAGGCGGAGAUGUGCACUGACGAGGCUAGGGAGGUCGAGAGCAUUGAUACGAUGAGUGCAUAUGAUCUCAAACUGAAUUACUCACCCUACUACGGAGAUAUAGUAGUACGCCUUAUACAGUCAGAAGUAACGAACUCGAAUGUUGACCUUUCGUGGGUGGGGCGUGUUGCUGACCUUCUUCCUGAUGAACACGUCCAAGUCAGGUGGGCUGAUGGUAGUAUGUCAAAGGUGUCACCACAUGAGAUCGUUGUGGUUAACGAGGAGCACUACAUGGAGUUGUGGACUGAAAUGGGCGAUUGGUUGGAGGAUGACGGCAUCGAUGAAGAGGUUGCCAACACGUUAUAUGACAAUGAUCUGCAGAACCCAGCUGAUUAUAGCGAUGUCGAAAAUGACGACCCAGCAGAGAUGACGACAAGCCUUUUGGGUCUUGUAGUCCAGUCUUCGCUUCCAUUGACCGGUGACAUGGUGACCAAUCGCCAGCCGCCGCCGUCAUCCUUGGUGCCAAGCUCAGAGGUACAUGCGGCAACGGAGCACAUCGCUGCUGCCCUGACAAGGAACAUUGUGGAUGUAGAGUGCCACGAUUUUGCAACCUGCUCCUGUGACGAAUCGUUCAGUUUCCCACGUUUCGAUGUAUUGCAGAUCACCCCUGAGGAUCACCAUUACAUUGAUGACGCAAACAAGGGUGGUAGUCGUGGGAAGAAUUGGGCCAAGGCAGUGCAAAAGGAAUGGCAAAUUCUAGAGAACGAUUUACCAGAAACCAUCUAUGUACAAGUGUUCGAGGGCCGCAUGGACCUGCUCCGGGUGGUGAUGGUGGGCGCGAGCGGGACACCAUACCAUCAUGGGCUCUUCUUCUUCGACUUACAGCUACCCUCGUCCUACCCGGCUGAGCCACCCCAAGUGUAUUACCACUCCUAUGGCCUACGCCUCAAUCCAAACCUCUACGAGUCUGGUACUGUGUGCCUCAGCCUGCUAAACACGUUUGAUGGCGAGGGCACCGAGCUUUGGUCGUCGGUGACAUCAAGCCUCCUCCAGGUUGUUGUCUCCAUACAAGGCCUCGUCCUCAACGACCAACCAUACUACAACGAGGCCGGAUAUGAGACCCUAGUCGGCAAACCAGAGGGUCGUCGCAAUGCGCUGCCCUACAAUGAGAAUGCUUACAUGCUCAGCCUUCGGACCGUACUCCAUGUGUUGCGCCGGCCGCCUCAAGGAUUUGAGGAAUUUGUCAAGGACCACUUUCGUCGACAGGGAAGGUUUGUGCUCACGACAUGUGAUGCGUGCCUGCGAGGAUGCGUUGUCGGUAAUGCCCAUGCCACCGAAGCGAGUAAGGGACAGCCAUGCUCAGCCGGGUUAAAGAUUGCACUCGCCAACAUGUUGCCUAUCCUUGUGGCAGCUUUCACAGAGAUUGGGGCCCAAGGGUGCGAAGAGUUUAAGAAGUUAUAUGCUCUCAGCACUGCUUAG